AUGAACCCCGCCGGCGUGAUAGGCACCGCCGGUGAUGACGGCAGCAGCAUCAACAACAGCAACAGCAAUAGCACUCCACCACUGCCAGUAAUAGCAGUGGAGGCAUCGGGUAGCGAACCGCCGAGGCGUGUCUUCACGCCCACGUGCCCGAAGUGCAAAGCGACGUUUGCUGCGCCGCGCAGGGAUCUGCCGCCGAAGCGGUGGGACUGCCCGACGAAGGGCUGCGGUGGGAAGUUGUGGCAGCCGGACGAGGCUUCGCAGACGUGUGACGUCUGUGGUGCAUCGGUGGCUCGCUUUACGCGGCACCAUUGCCGCCGCUGCGGCUACGUGACGUGCGCCAGCUGCCUCGCCUUUCAUAGUGUCUAUGCGGAGUGGUCGCUGACGGAGAAGCAGCGUGUGUGCCGGCGCUGCGCGGUGCCGGAGGUGCCGGUGGCAAUGUCGGGGUGGCUGCUAAAGCUUGGCCAGCGCUCCGCGUUCUUCGGUGAGAAGUUCCACUCGCGCUACUUUGAACUACGUGGGACGGUGCUGAUGUACGGCAAGUUGAAGGGCAGCGGCGAGGCAGCGGAGCCGUUCUCGCUCAGUCACCACCAGCCGCUGCAGAAGAAGAACGAUGCUGGUGAAAGCGGUAACAAUAACUGCGUCAGCGACCAGCUAUCCGCUUCCAGCAACACUGCUGGUGGUGGCGGUACUCUUCUCACCGGACGCAUUGACGCGAGCGGCGCGAAGGUGAUGGACGUGGCGAUUCACCCGCACGCCUUCUGCAUCGUCGGCCCGCGACUGCCGCGCGGCUACGUGCUGUCAGCGCCGAGCCUCGAGGAGAAGACGCGGUGGGUGGUGGCGAUUAAGGAGCAGGUGGCGCGGGCGCGGCUGCAGCAGGGCGAGGAGGACUACGAGGAUGACCUGGAGCACACGGAGCAGGUGCUGUACGCCGGCAGCGGCGCCGACGAGGACCAGAACGUGUCGGUGCACGACUUCGAGCUGCUCACUGUCGUUGGUCUCGGCAGCUUCGGGCGCGUGAUGCGGGUGCGGCACAAGGCAACCGGCAACAUAUACGCCAUGAAGAUCCUCGACAAGCAGCAGGUCGUGCAGCACAAGAUGGUGUCGCACACCAACGCGGAGAAGCUGAUCCUGAGCGAGAUCGCGCACCCCUUUGUGGUGAAGAUGCACUACGCCUUCCAGACGCGGCGGCAUCUCAUUCUCGUCCUGGAGUUCCUCUGCGGCGGCGAGCUCUUCUUCCACCUGCAGCGCUGCAAGCGCUUCAGCGAGCAGCGCGCGCGCUUCUACGCCGCGGAGAUCGGCAUGGCGGUGGACUACAUCCACAGCAGAAACGUGCUGUACCGCGACCUGAAGCCGGAGAACCUGGUGCUCGACCGCGACGGCCACGUCGUGCUGACGGACUUCGGCCUGGCGAAGCGCGAGCUCGCCGACGACGCGCGUACGCACACCUUCUGCGGCACGCCCGAGUACAUGGCGCCGGAACUCGUGCAGAAGUCCGGCCACACGACGGCGGUCGACUGGUGGAGCCUCGGCGUGUUCCUCUACGAGAUGGUGCACGGUCUGCCGCCCUUCUACUCGCAGAACGUGGCGGAGAUGUACGACAUGAUUCUGCACAAGCCGCUUGUCUUCCCGCCGCACUUCUCCCCGGAGCUCAAGGCGCUGCUGCAGCGGCUGCUCGAGAAGGACCCAGCGAAGCGCAUGACGAGUGGCGCAGAGUUCCGUGCGCACCCAUUCUUCAGCGGCCUCGACUUCGACAUGCUGCUUCGGCGCGAGAUUAAGCCAGAGUUUGUGCCGGACGUGAAGCGCAGCGAACUGCGAUACUUCGACAAGCGCUUCCUGCAGGAGAGCACGAAGAUCGCGCAGCUCGACCAGCCGUACGACCCGAGUGACCCGAUGAGCCGGGAGUUUGGGGUAUUUGAUAGCAGCACAAAGCCGUCUCCAGAAGUAGCAGCGUCGCCUUCAUAA
Molecule: messenger RNA, 1962 nt
Organism: Trypanosoma grayi
Lineage: Eukaryota; Euglenozoa; Kinetoplastea; Trypanosomatida; Trypanosomatidae
Product: rac serine-threonine kinase
Exons: 1
Coding region: 1-1962 (653 amino acids)
Biological process (GO): protein phosphorylation
Molecular function (GO): ATP binding; metal ion binding; protein serine/threonine kinase activity
Source: RefSeq, a predicted model, not a curated record